Funneliformis caledonium is the source of this 1163-nucleotide messenger RNA. NCBI's taxonomy places the organism in Eukaryota, Fungi, Glomeromycota, Glomeromycetes, Glomerales, Glomeraceae. The record is from the annotation of a GenBank genome assembly.
AUGCAAAAAAGUAUUAUAGCAAUUAUAGGUACAACAGGCGUUGGUAAAACUGACUUGGGAAUUCAAUUAGCAAAAACUUUACAAGGAGAAAUUAUUAAUGGUGAUUCAAUGCAGGUUUAUAAAGGACCGGAUAUUAUUACAAAUAAAAUUCCACUGAAUGAACGAGAAGAAAUACCACAUCACCUUAUGGAUUUUUUGGAUCCACAUAAGGAAUAUCGAGUUACUGAUUUUACAAAAGAUGCACUUCGAACUAUUAAAGAAAUUCAUAAUCGUCAACGAAUUCCAAUUAUCGUAGGUGGUACAAAUUAUUACAUACAAUCUUUACUUUGGAGGGAUUCUCUUAUCGAAGGAGAUUCAUUUAAUGCAAAUGAUAAAGAGAGUAAUAUUGACGAGGAGAUUUUGGAUGCAAAGCCUGAAGUUGUUUACAAACGAUUACAGGAAGUAGAUCCAGUAAUGGCAAGUAAGUGGCACCAGAAUGAUACUAGGAGAGUUAGGAGAAGUUUACAGAUAUACAUGGAAACAGGAAAACCACAUAGUCAAUGGAUUAAAGAACAAAAUGAUCCAAAAGAAAAGGCCUCAUCAUUAAGAUUUUCACGUACUUGCAUUUUUUGGUUAUAUUCUGACUUGGAAGUUCUUGAUCAUAGACUUAAUUCAAGGAUCGAUAAAAUGAUUAAGAGUGGACUUUUUGAGGAAAUAAAUUAUUUAAGAAAUAGUGUUAAAACUGGAAAAAUACAAACUCCAUUGGGAAAUAAAGAAGAUUUUACACGUGGAAUUUGGCAAGCCAUAGGAUAUAAAGAAUUUGAUCCAUAUUUAACAGCUGUCGAAGAGUCUAAUGAUGCGUCAUAUUUAGAUGCGUUAAAAACGCAAGGUAUUGAAUCUAUGAAGGCAGCAACACAUAGAUAUGCAAGGACUCAAAUUAGAUGGAUAAGAAAUAAAUUAUUAUAUAAAUGUCAACAAGAAUCAUUAAAUAACAGAAAUGAAGAACAUUCUGGAAAUAUUAGGAUAUAUUUAUUGGAUGCAACUUCUUUAGAAACUUGGAAUCAAGAAGUUCGAGAUAAAUCAAUUGCAAUUGCUAAAGAAUUUCUUGAAAAUGGAAUAGGACCUAAUCCAACUUCAGUAAAUUUACGAGCAAAAGAACUUUUGAAAUCAAAAAAGGAUAUGAA